AUGCUGAAGAAAAUGUUUGAUACAUUUAUUUUCUUCAUUUGUUCAUCAGGUGUGUUUGGUGUUGAUGCAGCGAAGUUAGUGCCAGAGUCAGUGAUGGAGGGAGAUCUUGUCACUCUAAGAACUGAUGUUACUGAAAUACUGCAAUAUGAUCCGAUCCAGUGGAAGUUUGGAGACAUUCUCGUAGUUAAAAUCAACAUGAAGGAAAAUAAGAGCAUGAUUUAUAAUACCAGUGCUGCUGAGAGACUCCGAGACAGACUGAAGCUGGAUCAGACUGGAUCUCUGAGCAUCACAAACACCAGAACCACAGACUCUGGACUUUAUAAAAUAAGCAGCACUGGAACAGUGACACCGCUCAACACAUUCAAUCUUACUGUCUAUGCUCGUCUGUCUGUUCCUCUCAUCAGUAGAGACUGUCCUUCAUCAUCAUCACAGCAGAAUUGUUCACUGUUGUGUUCAGUGGUGAAUGUGGGUCGUGUGACUCUCUCCUGGUACAAAGGAAACAGUUUAUUGUCCAGCAUCAGUGUGUCUGAUCUCAGCAUCAGUCUCUCUCUACCUCUGGAGGUGGAAUAUCAGGAGAAAAACACCUACAGCUGUGUGCUCAACAAUCCCAUCAGCAACCAGACUCAACACCUGGACAUCAGUCAACUCUGUCACACAUGUGCAGAACACUGUGUCUGCUGUUGCGGUUCUACUGAAGCUGUGCUCCGAUUGGCUCUCUCUGCUCUAGUGGGCGUGGCUACUGUUUCUGUGCUGAUUUAUGACAUCAGAUCCAGAAGUCUUCAACAGAAGAAAA
Sinocyclocheilus rhinocerous is the source of this 793-nucleotide messenger RNA. RefSeq names its product SLAM family member 9-like. The annotation marks the transcript as partial. Lineage: Eukaryota; Metazoa; Chordata; Actinopteri; Cypriniformes; Cyprinidae. The transcript is spliced from 4 exons. The record is from RefSeq and is a predicted model, not a curated record.